Messenger RNA from Neoarius graeffei (lesser salmon catfish), 1545 nucleotides. RefSeq names its product intelectin-like. Gene Ontology annotation, molecular function: oligosaccharide binding. The transcript has 10 exons. The record is from RefSeq and is a predicted model, not a curated record. The coding region runs from base 248 to 1162 and encodes 304 amino acids. Lineage: Eukaryota; Metazoa; Chordata; Actinopteri; Siluriformes; Ariidae.
AGCCUUAGUACGGCUGGGAACCCUUUAAAAGCGUACAGCUACCGCUACCAGUGAGUAAGCUUUGUUGGUGGUACUUGUACCAGCAUUUGAUUCGCGCUGUGUUCGGCCUGGGAGCUGUUUCAGCUGUGUAGGUAGCAUGUGGUGGGCUCAUGCUCUCAACGGAAGUGCCCGACGCUGCUGUUCAACCUUCUGUGUGUAAAAUAACUGAAGAUCUGAAAACUUCAGGACCAAAACAACACCUUCUGUGAUGGCGAACUGCUGGAUCGUUGCGUUUGUGGUGUUUGCAUCGAUAAAUGUCUCUCUAUCUGUUCGAGAAAUGGAAUAUUCCACUCCCCAAAGCUGCAAAGAGCUCAAGGAAAAAUUUAAAGUCAAUAAAGAUGGUCUUUAUUACCUGACCACGCCUAACGGUGUUGUGUAUCAGACAUACUGUGACAUGACGACUGCAGGAGGAGGAUGGACUCUGGUGGCCAGUGUUCAUGAGAACAACAUGUACGGGAAAUGCACCACUGGUGAUCGCUGGUCCAGUCAGCAGGGUGGAAGUCCACAGGUACCUGAGGGAGACGGAUCGUGGAGUAACACCGUCACAUUCGGCACUGCAGAAGCUGCAACCAGUGAUGACUUCAAGAAUCCUGGGUAUUAUGACAUUGCAGCGGAGGACGUGGCAGUGUGGCACGUUCCAAAUAACGAGCGAGUGGAUCGUUGGAAACUAACAUCAUUCCUGCGCUACCACACGGAGAACAGAUUCCUGAGGAGCUACGAACAAAACCUCUACAAUCUCUUCAAGCAAUUCCCAGUGAAGUACAAUGUCGGAAGCUGUCCUGAUGAUCACGGCCCCUCUGUUCCUGUAGUGUACGAUGUUGGAGACGCCAAAUCCAAUCUUAACCUGUAUGGACCCCACAUCAGAGGGUAUUCUGAACCUGGAUUCAUCACAUUUCGAGCGAUAAACACGGAAAGGGCAGCGAUGGCAAUCUGCUCAGGACUCAAACCCAAAGCCUGCCACACUGAACACUUCUGUAUCGGAGGAGGUGGAUAUUUUCCUGAAGAGUCUCCGAGGCAGUGUGGAGAUUUCACGGCUUUCGACUGGGCGGGUUACGGCACUCACACUGGCUCAAGCAACAGUAAGCAGCUGACCGAGGCGGCGGUGCUCAUCUUCUACCGCUGAGAGAGAACGUUGCAGAACCAACAGCACACAAUACACACAUCAGUAUAGCCUUAAUUACUGCAUGACUGGGUGUGCAAAAGAUUUAUAAAGUUCAUUCCCAUAGAAUUUACCAAAUCUUUAAGAAUUUAUUUCCGGAUGUUUGGUGCAGGUCAUGUUUUUCUCUCUCUCUCUCGGAUCAGAUUUUAAAAAGUGAUGCACUAUUACAGGGUGAGAAUCAAGUUCAAUCCUCAUUAUAUGAUGAAAGUAAUUACAGUUUCUUGUAUUCUCUUGGAUUUAUCUGCAUUUACUCCUUUCCAUUUCUGCUGACGGAGCUGACACUGAGACGUGUGUCUCCUCAAUUCUGCCCUGAAUCCUGAUGUUAUGAAAUAAAGUUUUGAGCAUUG